This is a messenger RNA of Ruditapes philippinarum (Manila clam), 3294 nucleotides long. Its product is annotated as hemocyte protein-glutamine gamma-glutamyltransferase-like. The transcript is spliced from 18 exons. Gene Ontology annotation, biological process: peptide cross-linking. The coding region runs from base 140 to 2644 and encodes 834 amino acids. The record is from RefSeq and is a predicted model, not a curated record. Lineage: Eukaryota; Metazoa; Mollusca; Bivalvia; Venerida; Veneridae. Gene Ontology annotation, molecular function: protein-glutamine gamma-glutamyltransferase activity.
CUACCACUGUGCAAACUUUGCGGCAGAUGUCGUAAAUGGGUUGUUUAAAAAUAACAAACCUAAUCGUACAUAAAUAUCAAUACUUGCACUGAAUAAGUCGGAGUAUACGCGUCUGUAUUAGAUUAAUUAAAACGCAAUUAUGUCAUUGUACAGUUGUUUUUUCUCAUCAAACAAUCGGUACUCCAGUUCAAGAUAUACCUAUACCGGAUAUGGGAACGGCUCUGGUAACAGGUCAAGCAGACGUCGGUUUGGCUUUGCAAGGUCUAGCGUAACAUCGUAUGAUGAUAAUACUUAUUUCUACGGUAGAAACAGAAGGAGGCCGCAUUAUUGGGAGAGAGAACGAGAGAGGCGUAACAACUUGAACAGAAACAGAAACAAUAGACGUAAUAGACGAAGAUCUCCAUCCCCAGAAACACCACCUUCUCGACCACCCAAACCGGUUAUUCCAAAAGAAGAGCUCGCAAAAGAGCUACAUUGUAAAGACGUUGAUCUUCAUAUAGAAACGAACACAAAGAAACACAGAACGGACGACUAUGAUUGUACAAAGAAGAGAAAGGUUAAUGGUAAAGUAGAGGAAGCUGAACUUGUGGUUCGUCGUGGAGACAGCAUUAAAAUGACACUCACAUUCGACAGGCCGUACAGUAAAGAGAAAAAUGACCUGAAACUUUGCUUUUCUUUAGGAGAGAAUCCAUUGCCAUCUAAGGGAACCAAGAAUGUAUUUGAAAUAGAUGAGUCUGGAAAAAAGAGUUUCAAAUCGCAUGAAUGGGGAGCAACCCUGGUGGACAAGAAAGGAAAUGACGCCACUUUAUUGAUUUCUAUCCCUGCAAAUUGUAUAAUAGGAGAAUGGAACUUUUACGUGGUGACAGUAAGUGAGGGGAAGGACAAACAAGGAAAUCCGCAAAAAAUAACGAAGAAUUUUGAGAUAGAGGACGACGUCAUCAUUCUUUUUAAUCCCUGGUGUAAAGAUGAUGAGUGCUACAUGAAGGACGAAGCCGCACUUGACGAAUACAUUCUAAAUGACAUUGGAGGCGUAUGGAGAGGGAACGCCUACCAGUAUUCCCCUAAACAUUGGAACUUUGGGCAGUUUGAGGAGGGUAUUCUUGAUGCAGCGCUGCAGCUUAUCAGAUUGGGAUUCAAUUCGAAAUUGAGACCAAUGUCUGAUCCCGUGAAAGUCAGUCGGAUGGUUGCAAAAAUGGUGAAUGCCUCAGAUGACAAUGGGAUUUUAGUCGGAAACUGGUCUGGCGAUUACGCUGAUGGUAAAUCGCCCACAUCAUGGGUAGGGAGUGUUAAAAUCAUUCAACAAUGGCAGAAGAGUGGUCCAGUAAAAUACGGACAGUGCUGGGUGUUUUCAUGCGUCACGACAACCAUCUGCAGGGCACUGGGUCUUCCGUGUAGGACAGUUACAAACUUUUCAUCAGCACACGAUAGCGAUCAGAGUAACUGCAUAGAAAAAUAUUUUAUGAAACAAAACGGCGCUGAUGAGCCUAUCAACUACGAUGGAAGCAGUGACUCAGUCUGGAAUUUUCACGUCUGGAAUGAAGUUUGGAUGGCUCGGAACGAUCUUUUUGACUUUACAGACCCUGGUUGGCAAGUAAUCGAUGCAACACCACAGGAGACAAGUGAAGGUGUGUAUACAUGCGGUCCGUGUCCGGUUACUGCUAUACGGAAGGGCAUGUGUCGAACUAAUUAUGACUGCGGAUUCAUCUUCUCGGAGGUGAAUGCUGAUGAAAUCCAUUGGAGAGUACUCCCGGAUGGAAGUCUGGAACGACUCAAAUUUGAUAAGAAAAAGAUUGGUAAAUAUAUCAGCACAAAGAAGCCAGAUGGUGGAUGUGUUGGGUACGGCAAUUCGGAUCGUUUCGAUCUAACUUUAGAUUAUAAGCCACCAGAAGGAUCAGCGGAGGAAAGAGAAACUGUAAUGAACGCGCAUAACACAGCGUUCCAACGUAAACCUUUUGCAUAUGCGGAAAAGGAAAACGAAAAGGCUGUCAAAUUUCAAUUAACUCAUAAUGAUAAUUGUAUGAUUGGCGGUAAAAUGGUGAUAGAAGUAAAGGCGAAGAAUGAAUCUAAUGUUGAGCGUGACCUAAAAUAUGUUGGUAUUUUUGUUGCACCGACAUCAUACACUGGUGCGCGUGGUGAUACCUUUUUCAAGAAGUACUUUGGAAAAUCUUCUUUAAAACCAGGAGAGGAAAAAGUUUUUAAAUCCCUUCUGGAUCCUGAGGAUUAUUUAGAUAAACUUGUUGAACAAGCCAGCGUGUCAAUCGUUGCUGUAGGUAAAGUUGCUCGAAAAGGUAACCUGUAUACUGCUGAGAAGAUGAAGAAGGAGCAUCAAGUCAGGUUUCGACGACCUGAUAUCAAAGUUGAGUGCCCAAAGGAAGCUCAUGUAGGUGAUAAUGUGAAGUUUGUAAUCAGUUUUGACAAUCCGCUAGAGAAAGCACUCACAUGCUGCAGUGUGUCUAUGGAAAGUGUUGGUUUCACUGAUUUUGAUGAUGCCCCUGAAGUAGAUGUGCCGCCAAAGACUACAUACAGACGAGAGUUCACUAUGCCCGCUGUUAAAGCAAAGAAGAACGCCGCUGUUAACUUUAGCUUUGAGUGCAAAGAAAUCCCAGACAUAUCUGGCACAGCCACGAUCCGCAUUGUAUCGUAAAUUUACAAAACUUUAACUGGACUAAAGUGACAAUUUAAAUGACAGAAAUAUUGAUAACUUUUGUAUGGUUUAUUCGCCUUAAUAACCCUUUGCAGGAUUUGCUUUUCUGUAAAUACAUUUCAAGUUUUAGGGAGAAUGACUAAUAAAAUGGUUUAAUUUACUGAUAUAUAUUAACAUAUCUAUUUAUUUUGUAUACUUUUAUUUUUGAAUACAUUAUUAAUAAGAUAAUUUUUCAAAUCUUCUUUCAUUCGUGAAGAAGAAAAUGUUACCUUCUUAAGUUGUUAGCAGUUUUUUCUUGUAAAUUUGAAUAUAUUUGAAUCUAGUGAAUCAUAAAUAUGUACAUGAUAUUUUCGUUUUAAGUGUUAUAAACAUAUUGUUAAUCAUUCUUGUUUGUAUAUAUAGCCAUUAAUCUUGGUUAAGAUAUGCAUCAUUUCAAUGAUUUGAACAUUUGAUACAUAACAAUUAAUUAUGUGAAUUUACUUAAAUUCGUGGGGUUUUUGUCAAAAAAAAUUCUUUUGUGGAUUCUUAAUUUCUUUGAUUUUCUGUUUGUUCAAAAGAAAUAAAAUGCACAAAAAAACUUUUUAAAAAUAUUUGCACCGCAGACUUAAUAAGAUUUUGUUUUAUUUGAAAUUUGUGAAUUAAUCUAUUGG